Molecule: messenger RNA, 474 nt
Organism: Aspergillus calidoustus
Lineage: Eukaryota; Fungi; Ascomycota; Eurotiomycetes; Eurotiales; Aspergillaceae
Source: the annotation of a GenBank genome assembly
AUGUCCAAAUUCUUCCCCAACCAAAAACUAACCCUAAUCUACAUCUCCCCAGGCCUCAUCUUCAUCAUCCCCAAGGCCGACAUCUGCGUCUUCGAAACCAGCGAGGGCAAGAUCGACAUCUGGAAGAACACAACCGAGCACAACAGGCAGCGUCUCGCGCUUGUGAACCAGAAACGCAUCAUGGGCAUGUACGCGCUGUGGCAGCAUCCGAUUAAAGAGGUCCGCAACGUGACCGAGGACCUUCGCGGGAUUACUCUCUCCAGCUUGCACGGCGGGACAGUUCUUGCUGAGGGGUGGGAGGUCAAGAAUGAUGGAGGCCUUGGUGCUCUGGAGGUGAUCAGGAAAGCUGUGGUUGAGAGGGAGAGGUUUUGGUAUAGGGAUUUGCCCCUGUUGGAGGAGGUCGGGUUUAGGGUUGAUGAGAGGGCUGUUUUGGCGCUGGUUGACAGGUCGGGACAUACGAGGUUUCGGGGAUAG